Actinia tenebrosa (Australian red waratah sea anemone) is the source of this 1841-nucleotide messenger RNA. Its product is annotated as protein DPCD. NCBI's taxonomy places the organism in Eukaryota, Metazoa, Cnidaria, Anthozoa, Actiniaria, Actiniidae. The record is from RefSeq and is a predicted model, not a curated record.
CUGAUUUUGAACAUGGCGGCCGCUAUGCAAAAGUUUCCUUGGCUGGAAACGUUAAAAAAUGCUCGAAAAACAAACCUUGUGCAAGAUGGGAAAAGAAAGGUACACUACACUUUUCCAGACCACACAGAAAUGGUAGAAGAAUAUGCCCUAUCAUCUGGGGAUCUCAUUGUAAGAAAAUUUAAAAAGAGAAGUACACUAGGAAAGGAAGGAAAAUGGGAGUAUGAAGUUGGUGAAGAUCUGCGACCAAUGAAUGCUGACUCCGAACAUAUUAUGGAAAGUGUAACAAAUCCAAUAGCAACACGAAAAGAUACAACCAAAGCCUUUCAGUGGAGAAUAAGAAACCUGCCCUAUCCUUUAGAUGUGUAUAACAUCACCAUUAAUGAGGAGAAGACGGCAGUUGUCGUGAGAACUACAAAUAAAAAGUAUUAUAAGAAGUUCAGCAUUCCAGAUAUGGAGCGUGCCAAACUACCACUUGAACAAAAGUCCUUGAGCUUUGCUCAUGCAAAUAAUACCCUUAUCAUAACUUAUCAAAAGCCACCAUUAAUACUGGAACAAGAAAAACUUAUACGACAAGAACUGGCAAAAAACAAAACUGGUGAUGGUGAUCUUGAAUGUAAACCAAGUUAGAACAAGACACAAGUAACCUCUGUUUUGUAGAUUAUUUAUGCUAAUUUUUCUUAAGAUUAGGAGUAACAGUUUUAUUUACAAUUUACAAAGUAUGGWAUCACUGUAUUCUCUGGGUUCCCUGUGGUGAGUGAUAACACAGGUAACCCAAGAACGAAACCCAAGAGAAAUAAUUUAUUUGUUUUCACUUCAUUGGUUAAUCAUCAGAGCUAAUCAUGAAUGAGUUAUCGCUUGUUUGUGAUUAAAAAGGAACAGUUAACAUGAAAAAUGCAACCAUGCUGGAGGACAACCUAAAGAAAUAAAAGAUCCUGUACAUCAUUCAGCGUAACCAGCACCAUAUAUACAUCCUCGGUUAUCUGUAUGUUUUAUCCUUCUCAAUCUCRAAACUAUUUCGUUACAUAGAGAACUUGAUAGUAACCACGGAAACGGCAGCCAUAUUGGAUGACAGCCUAAUCAUUUAUUACAGACAUCAGCUUGUUUUCUUCCACUUAUGAUUUCAAAAUUGGUUUGUUUCUAAAACACUAGACUUGAGAGUUAACAUGGAAAGGCCAGUCGUAUUGGAUGACAGCCUAAGAAUAUACAGUCAUUUAUUGCAACCUUCCUCAGUUACCUGUUUGAUUUCUUCCUUUGUAUCAGACACUAGGCUUGUCAGUUACAAUGGAAAGGGCAGUGGCAUAUUGUAUGACAGCCUAAAAAUAUCAUUUAUUACAACCUAUUACUUACUUCCUCAGAUACCUGUUUGCUUCCUUCCUCUUUUAAUUUCGUUUGUUUCCCAGACAACUUGACGGUGUCAUAGAAAUGCUAUAAAAGUUUGAAGUGUUUGUAUUGUCAAUGUAAACAUCGUCUGGUUCUUUGAACGUAUGUUUCUUUACCUGUUUCAUUAUCAUAAUGCAUAUUUGAGUAUGGAGUCCUUAGUAAUUAUUAGUAGUCAAACGUAUUUCAAGGCCUGUUUUGUCUUACGCUUUUUCUUUUUUAACGAGCUUGGAAAUUGUAAGAGUGUUUUCAAAACCUUCUUUUUAACUGGAGCCAAAGCGAUUGGCGAGUCUUUAAAUAUUGUUCAAAUUUCUACUUACAAGGGAUUGUCAGAAGAUUGCGUGGUCUUAUAUUCUCGUAGCCAUAUGGACGCCAAGACAUUAGAAGUGUGUUUUUCUUAAGUGAUUCUAGAGUUGCGUGUGGGCGAAUACUCCUUUGAUUAUAUUAAAGAUGUGUAAAAUGUA